GUUCUGCACCUUCCAGCUCUGGGUUACCCAAGGACAGGGCAGAACUGAGUCUGGAGAAACUCCUAGGUGUUUCUGCAGUUCACUUCUUGCUGGUGAGCAGUCUGCCACUGUCCCCAAAAUGCCUGCAGGUGCUGGGCAGUACCACCCGGUUAAUUAAUGAAAGUCAAAAGCAGCAACUGGAAUCUGCAAGCUACUCCUCCCGCUACGCUCUGGGACUUUUUUAUGAAGCCAGUACACGGAUUGAUGUCCCCUGGGCUGCACAGUACAUCACCGAUAAUCCCUGCAUACGCUUCAUCUCCAUCGAUAAUAAGAAACGCAAUAUAGAGUCUCCUGAAAUAGGUCCCUCAGUUGUAGUUCACACAACUGUGACGUUUGGAAGUGAGCACCUGGAUUCAGACCCUGCAGAGGUGCAGCAGUUAAUUCUCAGUCACCUGGAGAGAAUUGUGCCAUCCUUGCCUAAACCAGCCAGCAUCAAGUGUCAGAAAUGGAGAUAUUCUCAGGUUACAAAAGCUGUGCCCAAUUUUCCGGGACAAAUGAUUCUUCAUACUCAACCUCUCCUGAUUUGUGGGGGCGAUGGAUUUACUCAGUCCAACUUCAAUGGCUGCAUAGAUUCUGCUAUGAGUCUUGCAGAGGCUGUAAAGUCUCAUUUGUAGCAAUUUCUAAGUCAGCUGCUAAACAGAGUCAAGAUUUAUGAUGAAUUUUACUAAUAUGGCUUGAAUUCUAGUUUAAUGUUAACAUCACUGGCUUCUAUCUUGCAAAA
This is a messenger RNA of Balearica regulorum gibbericeps (East African grey crowned-crane), 760 nucleotides long. The record is from RefSeq and is a predicted model, not a curated record. Lineage: Eukaryota; Metazoa; Chordata; Aves; Gruiformes; Gruidae.